Messenger RNA from Gopherus evgoodei (Goodes thornscrub tortoise), 2250 nucleotides. It is a transcript of the gene COL5A3, whose product is annotated as collagen type V alpha 3 chain. The record is from RefSeq and is a predicted model, not a curated record. The coding region runs from base 35 to 1285 and encodes 416 amino acids. Gene Ontology annotation, molecular function: extracellular matrix structural constituent. The transcript has 12 exons. Lineage: Eukaryota; Metazoa; Chordata; Testudines; Testudinidae.
GGGCAAGCCUGGCACAGAGGGGCCCCCCGGGAAGAUGGGCCCCGUGGGGGUGCAGGGCCCCCCUGGCCGGCCUGGCUCAGAAGGUCUGCGCGGGAUCCCCGGUGCAGCCGGGGAGCAGGGCCUGCUGGGGGCCCCGGGGCAGGCAGGGCCGCCGGGCCCCACGGGCCCCCCAGGUUUGCCCGGCCUCAAGGGAGACCCCGGCUACAAGGGUGACAAGGGUCACGCCGGGCUCAUCGGGCUCAUCGGCCCCCCAGGGGAGAUGGGGGAGAAGGGCGACCAAGGGCUGCCUGGCAACCAGGGCGCUCCAGGGACCAAAGGAGACCCCGGCUUGGCUGGCCCCAUUGGCCCCCCAGGCCCCCCUGGAUCUCCUGGGCUUGCGGGGCCGCUGGGCCAGAAGGGCUCCAAGGGGUCGCCGGGAGCCCUGGGCCCCCGAGGAGACACAGGACCCCCAGGACCCCCAGGGCCACCGGGCCGCCCGGCGGAGCUGCGGGAGCCGCUGCCCGUGGAGGGGGGCCCGAAGAGGCGCCGCGAGGCGGAGGGGGAGCAGGGGGACCAGGCGGGGCCCCCCCACUCCGUGCCCGAGGGGCUGGAGGAGGUGUUCGCCUCGCUCAGCUCCCUGCGCACCGAGGUCGAGCAGCUGAGACGCCCCCUGGGCACCCCCGAGAGCCCAGCCCGCGUCUGCAAGGAGCUGCAGCUGUGUCACCCCCACUUCCCUGACGGCGAGUACUGGAUCGACCCCAACCAGGGCUGCGCUCGAGACGCCUUCAAGGUUUUCUGCAACUUCACGGCGGGUGGCGAGACCUGCCUGUUCCCAGACAAGAGAUUCCAGAGCGUCCGACCGGCUGCCUGGAGCAAGGAGAAGCCAGGGAGCUGGUACAGCAGCUUCAGGAGGGGCAAGAAGUUCUCCUACGUGGACGCGGACGGGAACCCGCUGAGCGUGACCCAAGUGACCUUCCUGCGGCUGCUGAGCGCCAGCGCCCGCCAGCACUUCACGCUCAGCUGCCAGGACUCAGCCGCCUGGUUCCACGCCGGGGCCGCCAGCUACGCCCUGGCCCUGCGCUUCCGUGGGGCCGACGGGCAGGAGCUGGGGCACAGCCGCCCCGCGGCCCCCGUCCACGCCCUGCAUGAUGGCUGCCAGCUGCGCCAGGGCCAGGCGCGCACGGUGCUGGAGGUGAGAUCGUCCCGCCCGGAGCAGCUGCCCCUGGCCGACGUGGCCGUGCCGGACUUUGGAGCCACCAACCAGAAAUUUGGCUUCGAGCUGGGCCCCGUCUGCUUCACAGGCUGAGGGUGCCGGCUGGAGCCCCUCCAGGGACGCUCCCGGGGCCAGGCUGCCCCUCACCGGGCAGAGAUCUCUGGGGAGCUGCUCUGGACUGCUGGGGGGCAGCUCUCCGGGCCAUGCUGACCCCCCCCACGGGUGACCCCUCCUUGCUGUCUCCAGGGCGCACUCAGGACUCAGACCCAUGCCCUGGACCCUGCCGCUGGCCCCCCCAGCCCAAGCACAGGGAGCCCCACGGGACGCCCAGCCCUAUUAAUGCUGCAGGCCCCCCCUUGGGCCGGUGCUGUGGGGCAGGCGGGUGGGCAACUCUUCGUGGCCUGAACAGGGAGCAGGGCACGGACGGAGCCCCCCAUGGUGCUAUGAUGCCCCCCUCGGAGCCUCUGUUAGCAACGCACUGGACACGUCUCUAGGCCGAGCAGCCCCCCCAGAAUGCCCAGCCGGGUGGGAUGGGCCCUGGGGCAAAGCAGCCCCCCCGAGACUGCAGAAUGCCCAGGCAAGGGGCCCGAUUGGGGGAUCCUGGCGCUGUCCCAUUGAACAGACCAGGGCAGGUGCCCCCCAGCAGGGAGAGGCCUGGGCAGCCCACCCUGCUGCCAAAGCCUCUGUCCGUCCGGGGCUGGGAGGGGCUGAGAGCUGAUGCCCCCCGGAGAUGCCUGUGGCUCAGGGCGGGGCUCCGGACACCCCCCUUGGCCUCCCCCAUGGGGUGUCGAUCCCGGCCGCUUGGCACGAGGGUGAAGCUGGAGCCCCUGGAGCCAUGGUACCAAGGACCCACGCCCGGUGGUAAUGGGGGCAAGGAUCCGGCACCCCCCACACAAGGCGACUCGGGGUGGAGCCCGAGGGCACUACUGGGGGGGUGUGAGACCCAGACCUUGCCCCCCCUCACCGGGCUCCCCACGUCUGUUCUUGCCGUCACUGCAUCUCAGCCGUGUGGUGCCAGCACGGAUACUGUACGAUAAACGAACCUGUAUGAAACCGCA